AUACCGGCGAAGAUGACGAACGGGAACGGUCUAAUCUGCGGGAAGCAGCACAACAACAACGGCUCGAUACCGAACGGAAAGCUGCACGAGAUCGGCGGGACGGAGAACGGGAAGCUGAUAGCAUCCGACGAGAAAUCGAGCAGCCUUCACACAGAGUUUGACGAUGCGGACGUGUCGUGCGGCUGGGGCCCGUGCAGGCCGCACUGGCUCCAGUAUUUCGCAACGAAGCAGGCCUUCUUGGUGACCUUUUGCGUCACUUGGGUACUCCAGGGGAUGUACUACACGUACUUCGUCUCGGUGAUCACGACGAUCGAGAAGCUCUUUCAGAUCCAGUCGAAGACCACCGGCAUCAUAAUGUCGGCGACGGAGAUCGGGCAGAUCGGUUCCUCUCUCCUGCUGACGUACUACGGAGGCCAAGGUCACCGGCCGAAGUGGAUCGCUUGGGGCAUGAUCCUGUUCGCGGUGAGCUCGUUCACCUGCUCGAUGCCCCAUUUCAUCUUCGGCGAACAGCUGAUCCAUCAGAACGAGAUGCUGGUGAGCGGUGUCGGGCCGAGAGGCGAGGCCGGAGGGUCGAAUAGCACCGACCCGAUACCCGCGAACCUUUGCAAGAUGCCGGAACGCCCGGAGAACGUUACGCUCGACGAGUUGACGAUCUCGUCGACGACGCCGGCUGGACGGAUCGUCGACGCGCUCAACUACUGCGAGGGCGACUUCAAGAAGGAGCAGAUGAUACAGAGUAAAAUCACCACGGUGGUCCUGGCGAUAUUCUUCGUGUCGUUGCUGGGGGUCGGCAUGGGCCAGACGGCGGUCUACACCCUUGGCAUUCCUUACAUCGACGACAAUGUGGCCAGCCGGGAGAGUCCGCUCUACUUCGCGAUCACGAUCGGAGUGAGGAUCCUCGGCCCGGCUCUGGGCUUCAUCCUAGGUUCCCUGUGCACCAUGGUCUACGCGGACUUGUCGGCGAAUCCGCAAAUCACGCCGACGGACCCGAGAUGGGUCGGAGCAUGGUGGCUCGGUCUGGUGCUAAUAUCCGCCAUGCUGAUGCUGGUCAGCAUUGGAAUGUUCGCGUUCCCGACGAGGCUGCCCGCGAGCAGAACUCCGCCGAAACGGGCGGACGCGAAAAAGCCUAGUCUCAGAGACUUCCCUAAAGCGGUGAAGAGGCUGUUGAAGAACGACAUUCUUAUGUUCCGGACGGCCAGCAGCGUGCUGCACAUCCUACCGAUCGCCGGCCUCUACACCUUCCUGCCAAAGUACCUCGAGAGCCAAUUUCGCUUGCCGGCUCAUCAUGCGAACAUGAUCUCAGGUGUCGGAGGUAUUUUAGUAAUGGGCCUGGGCAUUAUAAUAAGCGGAGUGUUUAUUCUGAGGGCAAAGCCUAACGCCAGGUUCGUGGCUGCCUGGAUCGCCUUCACGGCGGUCGUCUACGCGAUCGGCAUGGGUGUGCUAAUGUUCAUCGGCUGUCCGAUGGACGAUUUCGCCGGCCUCGUCAACUAUUCCAACGGAUUGUCCAACUUCGAACCGACCUGCGAGGCCACCUGCGACUGCGACCAAAAUAAAUUCAGUCCGAUCUGCGGCGCCGACGGUAAAACUUACUUCUCCGCGUGUCACGCCGGAUGUUCCAACUAUACCGUGGUCGACGGCAAGGUGGCUUCGUUCUACAACUGCCAGUGCGUUGGCACGAACUUCACGAUACCGGAACCAUUUAGCAGCACGGCGACGAUUGGUUACUGCGAGCUCGAGUGCAGCAAUUUCUGGGUUUACAUGGUCCUCUUCUCUGUAUUCGUUUUCAUCCACUCGACGAGCGAGGUGGGCUCCAUGCUGUUGAUAUUACGGUGCGUCGAUCCACGGGACAAAGCCAUGGCUCUUGGGCUCAUACAAUUCGCCAUCGGCCUGUUCGGUAACGUCCCGUGUCCAAUCGUUUACGGUGCUGUGGUGGACUCCGCCUGCCUCGUGUGGGAGUAUGCGUGCGGCCAACGAGGUGCCUGUUGGCUCUACGAUUCGAACAUCUUUCGAAUGUUCUAUCAUGGUACAACCGGCGGUAUCUUGAUCCUCGCGUUCGUGGUGGACAUCGUGGUCUGGUAUAAAGCCGGGAGCAUCAGUUUCGUGGAGGAACAGGAGGCCGAGGAGGGCACCGUGGAAGAAAUGGCCACCCUGAAAUCUCAGGACGCGCAAGCCGUUGACAACGACUAUCUGUGAAGAGCGAUGGUCGAAUGUCGACGGUAUCCCAGAAUCCAGGUCCGAAUUUAACCGCUCGUCGUGGGCCGAGACGAAGCGACGCGAAGUGUUCCUAACCCGAAGAGAAUUCGGCGACAUCAGUGACGCUGGAUCCGAUGGCGGAUCGACGGCGGCGGCAGCGGCGGUCGACAGGCCACGGCGGAUCGCGUUGCGUCACCUGGGUCUCUGUGAGUUUCGUUCGAGUCGAAGAACUCGAUGCGAGAGAACCGCUGGCUCGAUUCUAGAAGGUGCUCGCGUUGAUCGUGUUCCGCGGUCCCACGGGAAAAACCGAGGUACGCAAAAACGGACGCGUCGCGAAUCGACUAUCGAUGAUGUCAGUCCUAGGCUGGGCUGGGAAAUGCCCGUAGUUUCCAAAGAGGCUGUGUCGUGGUUAACGUUGAAUCAGCGCGGAACGAAGAGAGCGACGGUAGAGAAGAUGGAGAAGAGUAGUAGUCGGUGCCGAUGAGCUGGAAUCGCGAUCCGAUCGCCGGAGAAACGUUCGAGUGUCCGGAAAUCGUCGAAACGAGAGGUAUCUGGUGGUGGUAUAUACACGGUGGAGUCGGAUCCUAGAAGCGUGUCGUCUGUCCGAGUCUGUAUCCCCCGAAACAAACCUGUCGAUCAUUCCAUUCGACCAGUGAUUGGGAUUUACCCAAUUUCCUC
Nomia melanderi (Alkali bee) is the source of this 2871-nucleotide messenger RNA. RefSeq names its product Organic anion transporting polypeptide 74D (gene Oatp74D). NCBI's taxonomy places the organism in Eukaryota, Metazoa, Arthropoda, Insecta, Hymenoptera, Halictidae. Gene Ontology annotation, cellular component: basolateral plasma membrane. The record is from RefSeq and is a predicted model, not a curated record. Gene Ontology annotation, biological process: transmembrane transport; sodium-independent organic anion transport. Gene Ontology annotation, molecular function: protein binding.